Vitrella brassicaformis is the source of this 2177-nucleotide messenger RNA. The record is from the annotation of a GenBank genome assembly. Lineage: Eukaryota; Vitrellaceae.
CGCGUCUCACAAGCGUCAGCGAGACUCUCACAUGUCUUAUCUAUCGGAUGAACAGGACACAUGAGAGAAGACGACGCGCCAGCUGACCAGUCCGUCGGCGCGUGGAAGGGUGGAAAAAAUGCAACAGUGUAGCUACAGCAGCGCCCGAGCAACUGACUACCGUGGAAAACCUUCAAUGCACAGGCAGCCAGACGGCCAGGGCAAACAACCAGGGGCGUCCCAACGAACACACGGCGCUCUCUCAUCGGCCAGCUUGCAAGGCCACAGAAAAAGGUCGCUGGCCAGACAGGUAAGCAACCAAGGGAGAGUCUCAGGGAGUAAGGAAUCAAGGGAGGGACUGAGGGGUCUGUACAGGAAGCCAUGGAUAUGCAGUCAGCCAGGAGAGACAGCCAGUGGAAGGAACAAAACUAUGGAUAGAUGGCGGGGUGGCUGGCUGGAGAAACAAAGACGAGAGAGAGAGAGAGAGAGAGAGAGGGAGAAGAAAGAAAGAAAGAAAGACAAAGCGAGUCGGCCAGCACACGAGGACACCCCGGGCAGACAGGGCCUAUUUGCGGUUGAUGAGUCGCGGGUUCUUUGUGACUGGCUGGCGAAACAUGAAGAGGAGCUCGCUGAACCGUACUCGUUCGGUUCUCGCCGGCCGCCGUGGGUAGCCCCACUUGUCAGCAGCAGCAGCAUCAGCCGCUGCGUGGUCAGCCGAGAAUUUGUCGUGUCGUUGUGUGGGGAGAGUCUGGAUGACGGCUUCGUUGGUGUCCAGGUCGUCUUUCAACGGCUGCUGGCUCUCGGGGAGGGCCGAGCCGAUCUGACGCCACACAUACUCGCGAAGCUGAUCCUGCACGCGACACCACACCACAUCAAACACGAGAUGCGAUGCGAUACGGCGACAUUGCUUCGAACGAAUGCCUCUCUCUGUGUGUGUGUGUCUGACCUCGGUGAACCCGGUCGGGUGGAUCUUUGGGUGUAUGUGCAGCUUCACGGUGCCUGCCGCGGGCUUGAGGGGCACCAAGGCGGUCGGCGGCAUCAUGGCAUGGGUGCCCUCUAUCGUUACCGGCACCACUGGAAGAUUCAUCUGAUGGAUGGAUGGAUGGACAGAAAGACAUGCAUGGUGCAGGUGUGUCUGUGUGUCCUUCCUUCCUCUCGACACACCCAUCCAUCCAUCAGCCACCCACGCACCCACCUGUUGGGCGAGUUUGAAUGCUCCUCCUUUGCCAAACGGCUUGAGCCGCCCGUCGCGGCUCCUGGUGCCCUCCGGGAACACGAAGAGGGGAUACCCUGUCUUCAGAAUCUGCUGGCACUGGCGGUAUGCCUUGAUUUGCGACCGCUUGUCGUCGCGCUCGAGGAUGACCUGGUCGGAGAGCAUGAUGGAGAGGCCCAGAAUGGGCACCUUCAGCAGCUCCGCCUUGGCCACGAACUUGUAGAACCUUGGCAGCAUCCCCACCGCAGGAAUGUCCAUCCAACUCGCGUGAUUCGCCACGUAACUGAGGAGGACAGCAGGCAGAAACAACCACACAUCGAUGGGCGAAGCAAGCGGGCGACGGGCGGCUCCCCUUCCCUCUUCCUUUGGCUUACACGCAUGUUUCGUUGUUGGGUGGGAGGUUCUCGGGGUUGACGAUGACGGGCAUGGAGUUAAUGGUCGUCAGCAUGAAGAAUCCCCACAGCCGGUUCAGCGCAUCGAUGCUACGUCGGGCGGGGUCCAGCGUCAGGCCGGCGCGGUCGCUCAGCUCCAGCACCCCCCCACACACCAGCAGCCCCAGGGCCCACCAGAUCGACCAGAACAGCGUCUCGAUGAAGUAUAGCACCCCGAACGCGUUGACCGACAGACCGCCUAUCGAGAACAGACCAUUCAUUUCCACAUCUGCAGAGCUGUCGGUCGUGUUGGCUUGCAGCAUAGGCGGCCGUGUUUCGCGUCGUUCGGUGUCGGUCUUGGUUGCCUUCAAGAGAACAUUGGUGUCGCUCUGGUGGCUGCGCAGUCGGUCAGCGCACCAACGCUGAUGCGGCGGCCUUGCGUGUGGGCGUGAGAGGGGCAACGAUAAUGAUGAUGAGCUGCUGGCAGUACUGCAGCACUGAAAGGCGCUGGGUUUGUGCUGAACGGCUGCAUUCAGAUGCUGGCAGCUGCUCAAGAGGCAGAUCAACACCAGUCGGCGCACCAGCGGGUCAACAAGGUUCAUCAUGCUCAAUAC